UCAGUCAUCAGUUGGACAGGAUGGAGCUCCGUCCACUCUGUGUGAUGUUCUUGCUGACUGAACUCAUCCUCUGUACACAAACAGGUGAUUUAGAGAAUCCUAAACCUGUGGUGAUUAUAAAGCCUGAUAAACAGGUGUUCAGUGGAGAGACUGUGACAUUCAAAUGUGAGAUAAACAGCACAAAAGUCACCAAGUGGACAUACAGCUUGUAUAAGUAUAAUGACACAGAGAACUCAUACAACGAAACACAAGAGUUCAUCAUCAGCUCAGUUACAGUCUCUAACAGUGGCACAUACACCUGCAGAGGGAAGAGCAGUGACUCUCAGUUCUCAGAGGACAGUGAUCCUGUUACACUCACUGUAUCAGAAAAACCUAAACCUCAACUCACAUCAAGCCUUGAAGGAGAUGUACUGAGAGGAAACUCAGUGAAUCUGUCCUGUACACUGACACCAAAGUCUGCUGGAUGGAAGUUUUACUGGUCCAAACCCACACAGAGCUCUGAGACUGAGACUGAGACUAAGGCUGAGACUGAGACUACAUCAGACUUCAAGACCAUCAGCUUAGAUAAAGUCUAUGACAGUAUUCAGUACAGGUGCAGAGCUGGAAGAGGAAAUCAAGUCUUCACAGACUACAGUAAUGUACUCUCACUAACUGUUAUUGAGAAACCUAAACCUGUAGUGAUUAUAACACCUGAUAAAGAGGUGUUCAGAGGAGAGAAAGUGACAUUCAAAUGUGAGAUACGGAGCACAAAAAACACUGAGUGGACAUACAGCUGGUAUAAGAAAGAUUACACAGAGAACCCAUACAAAGAAACGCAAGAGUUCAUCAUCAGCUCAGUUACAGACUCUGACAGUGGCACAUACAUCUGCAGAGGGAAGAGCAGUGACUCUCAGUUCUCAGAGGACAGUGAUCCUGUUACACUCACUGUAUCAGAAAAACCUAAACCUGAACUCACAUCAAGCCUUAAAGGAGCUGUACUGAGAGGAAACUCAGUGACUCUGUCCUGUACACUGACACCACAGUCUGCUGGAUGGAAGUUUUAUUGGUCCAAAUACACACAGAGCUCUGAGACUGAGGCUGAGGAUGAGACUACAUCAGACUCCUACACCUUCAGCUCAGAUAAAGUCUAUGACGGAAUUCAGUACUGGUGCAGAGCUGGAAGAGGAAAUCAAGUCUUCACAGACUACAGUAAUGUACUCUCACUAACUGUUAUUGAGAGUCCUAAACCUACAGUGACUAUAAACCCUGAUACUCAGGUGUUCAUAGGAGAGACUGUGACUUUCAGGUGUGAUGUACAGAAAGGAAGAGACACUGAGUGGACGUACGACUGGUUUAGGGACAGUAACACAUUGUACCCAUAUUCCACAACAAAGGAGUUCAGCAUCAGGUCUGUUACAGACUCACAUCGUGGUCAAUACACCUGCAGAGGGAGGAGGACAAGUGACUCUCAGAUGUCACAGAUGAGUGAUUCUGUUACACUCUCUGUAUCAAGAAAACCCAAACCGACUGUGAUUGUGACUCCUCAGAGCUCCGUCUACACUGGAGACAAUGUUACUCUGAGCUGUAAUCUGAUGUCCACUGGAUGGAAGUUUCUCUGGUACAAAGGACCGACAUGGAAUUCCCAGUACAUUGGAGCCUCAGACACCAAAACACACACUGUGAGAGUCUCUAAUGAAGGACAAGUAAAUUACUACUGUAAAGCACACAGAGGAAACUACUACUCUGAGAUGAGUAAACCAGCCACAAUUACAAUGAGAGCAAGACCAAAGCCUGAAGUGAAAGUACAGCCAGCUGACCAUGGCUUUGUGUUUACUGGAGAAAAUGUCACUUUCUCAUGUGAGAUAAAGACUGGAGGAUCCUGGGAGUAUCACUGGUUCAGGGAUAAUAAGGAACUCGGAGAUGUUAAAGGAAAGAAAAUCUACAAAAUCACUGAUGUUAAAGAGUCUCAUAAAGGUGUUUACACAUGUAAAGGAACACAGUCAUCAGACCCACAAUACACAGAGACUAGUGAUGCUGUUACACUGACUGUAUCAGAAAAACCUAAACCUGAACUCACAUCAGACCUUAAAGGAGCUGCACUGACAGGAAACUCAGUGAUUCUGUCCUGUACACUGAAGCUGCAGUCUGCUGGAUGGAAGUUUUACUGGAUCAAACCCACACAGAGCUCUGAGACUGAGACUGAAACACACCAGUACAUCAUCAGUUCAGUUAGAGUCUCUGAUGGAGGUCAGUACAGGUGCAGAGCUGGAAGAGGAAACCCAGUCUACUACACAGACUACAGUGAUGUACUCUGGGUAAAUGUUACUGAGAGUCCUAAACCUACAGUGACUAUAAACCCUGAUACUCAGGUGUUCAUGGGAGAGACUGUGACUUUCAAGUGUGAUGUACAGAAAGGAAGAGACACUGAGUGGACGUACGAGUGGUUUUGGGACAGUAACGCAUACCCAUAUCCCACAACAAAUGAGUUCAGCAUCAGCUAUGUUACAGUCUCACAUCGUGGUCAAUACACCUGCAGAGGGAGGAGGACAAGUGACUCUCAGAUGUCAGAGAUGAGUGAUCCUGUUACACUCUCUGUAUCAGGAAAACCCAAACCGACUGUGACUGUGACUCCUCAGAGCUCCGUCUACACUGGAGACAAUGUUACUCUGAGCUGUAAUCUGAUGUCCACUGGAUGGAAGUUUCUCUGGUACAAAGGACCGACAUGGAAUUCCCAGUACAUUGGAGCCUCAGACACCAAAACACACACUGUGAGAGUCUCUUAUGAAGGACGAGUAAAUUACUACUGUAUAGCACGCAGAGGAAACUACUACUACUCAGAGAGGAGUGAACUAGCCACAAUUACAGUGACAGCAAGACCAAAGCCUGAAGUGAAAGUACAGCCAGCUGACCAUGGCUUUGUGUUUACUGGAGAAACUGUCACUUUCUCAUGUGAGAUAAAGACUGGAGGAUCCUGGGAGUAUCACUGGUUCAGGGAUAAUAAUGAACUCAGAGAUGUUAAAGGAAAGAAAAUCUACAAAAUCUUUGAUGUUAAAGAGUCUCAUAAAGGUGUUUACACAUGUAAAGGAACACAGUCAUCAGACCCACAAUACACAGAGACUAGUGAUGCUGUUACACUGACUGUAUCAGAAAAACCUAAACCUCAACUCACAUCAAGCCUUAAAGGAGAUUUACUGAGAGGAAACUCAGUGACUCUGUACUGUACACUGACACCACAGUUUGCUGGAUGGAAGUUUUACUGGUCCAAAUACACACAGAGCCGUUGGACUGAGACUGCAUACACUGAAACAGACUCCUACACCAUCAGCUCAGAUAAAGUCUCUGAUGGAGGUCAGUAUAAGUGCAGAGCUGGAAGAGGAAACCCAGUCUACUACACAGACUACAGUGAUGAACUCUCACUAACUGUUAUUGAGAGUCCUAAACCUACAGUGACUAUAAACCCUGAUACUCAGGUGUUCAUAUAUGAGACUGUGACCUUCAGGUGUGAUGUAGAGGAAGGAAGAGACACUGAGUGGACGUACGGCUGGUUUAGGGACAGUAACACAUUGUACCCAUAUUCCACAACAAAGGAGUUCAGCAUCAGGUCUGUUACAGUCUCACAUCGUGGUCAAUACACCUGCAGAGGGAGGAGGACAAGUGACUCUCAGAUGUCACAGAUGAGUGAUUCUGUUACACUCUCUGUAUCAACAAAACCUAAACCUCAACUCACAUCAAGCCUUAAAGGAGCUGUACUGACAGGAAACUCAGUGACUCUGUACUGUACACUGACACCACAGUCUGCUGGAUGGAAGUUUUACUGGUCCAAAUACACAGGGAGAGAUUGGACUGAGACUAAAUCCACUGAAACAGACUCCUACACCAUCAGUUCAGUUAUUCUCUCUGAUGGAGGUCAUUACAAGUGCAGAGCUGGAAUAAGAAACCCAGUCUACUACACAGACUACAGUGAUGUACUCUGGGUAAAUGUUAUUGGUGAAUCUUCUCCAGUGUCUCUGAUCAUCAGACCGAGCAGAACUCAACACUUUACUGCUGACUCUCUCUCACUGAGCUGUGAGGACCAGAGUGACUCUACUGGAUGGACAGUGAGACGAUACACACAUAAUGAGACAUCGUUCGAUUGUUCAUCAGUUUCAGGAUCUACAUGUAACAUCAGCUCCCUCUCUACAUCACACACUGGAGUUUAUUGGUGUCAGUCUGAAUCUGGAGGACGCAGUAAUUCUGUUAACAUCACAGUGCACACUGAUGUGGUCCUGGACAGUCCUGUCCAUCCUGUGACUGAGGGACAAUCUCUGAUUUUACGCUGUUUAAGUAGACAAAAACCUUCAAACUCUGGUGUUAAUUUUUAUAAAAAUGAUUCCAUCCUCCAGAACCAGACUACAGGAGAGAUGAUCAUCAGUAGUGUCUCAAAGUCAGAUGAAGGUUUCUACCACUGUAAACACCCAGAGAGAGGAGAGUCACCGAAAAGCUGGGUUUCAGUCAGAAAUGGAAAAGCUCCAACAUCUGUACUGAAGCUCCUCAGCAGUGUAGCAACAGCCUCCCUGUAUGUGCUGGUGACCAUCAUUCUGGCAGUGAAAUGUUACAGAGCUCGAGCUGAACCCGAUGAGGACAACAGACCAUACAGAGUGAUAGAAGCUGAAACGUCUUUCUGAGUGUCAGGUUAUAACAUUAUCUAAAACAUCUAUCUUUUAAAUAACAGCAGGUUCCAGUGCAACAGAGAACACAUACAUACAUGUCAUGAUGUAGUAAUGAGUGGUUGUGAGGCUUUAUAGGUGAUUUCUUUUCGUGAUGUAUUUUAUUACUCCUAUGCAUUUUCUUUUCACUAUUUAAACCUUAGAUUGUAUUAUUAUCAUGAAAUACUGUUUGUUUUAAUUGAAUAAUAAUUUUCAGAAUAUAGCCAGCAUUCAUACAAUUUAGCAUUUACUCAGGGAUAAAUAUGCAGUAUGGUUUGAUACUAUAUAAUGGAAUAAAUCUUAAUUUUGUUAUUUUUUUAAGUAAAUACUUGGGCAGAUAGGUUUUGUUAAAAGACUUUUUGAAUGUGCCUGAUUCUUUACUGAUUCAGUUUUUGACCUAAUUCUGUUCUUGCUGAUCACCAUACAAUUUCCUGCUUGUUGACUUUGAUGCCAUAUGAAGUUUUGUAUAUUUUGCUUGAGCUGUUCCUAAUAAACUGUCAAAUGCAA
Messenger RNA from Tachysurus vachellii, 5171 nucleotides. RefSeq names its product immunoglobulin superfamily member 1-like. NCBI's taxonomy places the organism in Eukaryota, Metazoa, Chordata, Actinopteri, Siluriformes, Bagridae. The transcript has 20 exons. The coding region runs from base 21 to 4643 and encodes 1540 amino acids. Gene Ontology annotation, biological process: cell surface receptor signaling pathway. The record is from RefSeq and is a predicted model, not a curated record. Gene Ontology annotation, molecular function: transmembrane signaling receptor activity.